GACUGAGAAAGAGGACUCUGAGAUACAGACAGCAGAGCGGAGAGGAGGGUCGCUCAGGAAUGAACGAGGGCAGACUCAGCAGGCAGUGAAAAGGAUUUGUAGGAGUCAACCUGGAUUAGCAGAGCAGGACUGAACUGGGGAAUAAUACAGGUAACUUUCUGUGCUUGGGCAGAAUCUGGAGGUACCGAUCAGGUCGGGAGUACAAUAGUUGACUGGCUGAGGAGGCCAUUUUAGCAGCCGUCUUCAAUUUAACCAAACUACCCCGGUCAAGGCAAGAUGGCGGACAGUGGUGGCGAGACAAACCUGCAAUCCUUGAUUAUGGACGAGGAAACUCUGAAAAGGAAGCAGAAGGAGAAGCUAAAGAAACUCCUGGCGACGGGAGGAAACCCUCGGCCUGCGCGCUCCCUCUUCUUCCUCACGCUGAAGAACCCAUUCCGAAAGGCUGCCAUCAACAUUGUGGAAUGGAAGCCUUUUGAGAUCAUCAUUCUGCUGACCAUCUUUGCCAACUGCGUGGCCCUGGCCGUGUUCCUGCCCAUGCCCGACGAGGACAGCAACAACACCAACACCAACCUGGAAAGCUUGGAGUACAUAUUCCUCAUCAUCUUCUCCAUAGAGUGCUUUCUAAAGAUAAUAUCCUAUGGAUUUCUGUUCCAUGAGGGGGCAUAUCUACGGAACUGUUGGAACAUUCUAGACUUUGUCUGUGUGUCUGUGGGGCUGUUUGCUGUCAUCGGCGACGCCAUCACCUAUAUAAGUGGCGUGGAGGCACAGCCCGGGGAGAAGGGGGGCGGCUUCGACAUGAAGGCCCUCAGGGCUUUCCGAGUGCUUCGGCCCCUGAGGCUUGUCUCUGGAGUCCCCAGCCUGCAGGUGGUGAUGAACUCCAUCCUAAAGUCCAUGCUACCUCUGUUCCACAUCUCCCUGUUAGUCUUCUUUAUGGUCACCAUCUAUGCUAUUGUGGGACUAGAGCUCUUCAAGUGCAAGAUGCACAAAACCUGCUACUACACAGGCACAAAUAUCAUUGCCACGGUGGAGAAUGAGAAGCCAUCUCCGUGUGCCCAGGCUGGUAACGGCCGUCGCUGCACCAUCAACGGGACGGAGUGCCGGGCAGGCUGGGCCGGACCCAACAACGGCAUCACCCACUUUGACAACCUGGGCUUCGCCAUGCUCACGGUCUACCAGUGCAUCACCACCCAGGGCUGGACCGACGUGCUCUACUGGGUGAAUGAUGCUAUCGGUAUAGAAUGGCCAUGGAUGUAUUUCCUGACACUCAUCUUGGUUGGCUCCUUCUUUGUGCUGAACCUGGUUCUGGGCGUGCUGAGCGGGGAGUUCACUAAGGAGCGAGAGAAGGGGAAGGCCCGCGGGGAGUACACUGAGAUGAGGGAGACCCAGCAGCUGGACGAAGACCUGAAGGGCUACAUGGAGUGGAUCACCCAGGCUGAAGUCAUGGAUGCCAACGGGGAGGGGCAGGGCCUGCUCCCUCUGGAGGAUGGAGAGUCAGUGGCAGGCAGUCUGAAGGACAUGGACACGUUGCAGAAAAUCAUGUAUUACUACAAGCUUGCACGUAAAUGGAACCUGUUCUUUCGACGGAAGUGUCUUGUCUACGUGAAGUCCCGCAUGUUCCACUGGUGGGUGAUCUUCCUGGUGUUCCUGAACACGCUGGCCAUUGCUACUGAACACCAUAAGCAGUCCCAGCAACUCACGGAUUGGCAAGACACGGCCAACAAGGUGCUGCUCUCCAUGUUUGCCAUCGAGAUGAUCAUGAAAAUGUACGCCUUCGGCCUCCAGCAGUACUUCAUGUCCCUGUUCAACCGCUUUGACUGCUUCGUGGUCUCCACCGGCAUCUUGGAACUCAUCCUGGUCCGCAUGGACAUCAUGACGGUCAUGGGGAUCUCCGUACUGCGCUGCAUUCGACUCCUGCGGCUGCUCAAAGUCACCAAGUACUGGACCUCUCUCAGUAACCUGGUGGUGUCCCUGCUGAACUCAACACGCUCCAUCGCCUGCCUGCUCCUCCUCCUCUUCCUCUUCAUCGUCAUCUUCUCUCUUCUGGGCAUGCAGGUGUUUGGGGGCAAGUUCAACUUCCCAGACCGGCCCAAACCCCGCAGCACCUUUGAUAGUUUCCCCCAGGCCCUCAUCAGUGUCUUCCAGAUCCUAACAGGGGAGGACUGGAACGCUGUGAUGUAUGACGGCAUCAUGGCUCACGGUGGCCCCACCAUGCCAGGGAUCCUCGUCAGCAUCUAUUUCAUCAUCCUCUUCGUCUGUGGCAACUACAUCCUGCUCAAUGUCUUCCUGGCCAUCGCCGUGGACAACCUGGCGGAGGCCGAGAGUCUGACCAUGGCCCAGAAGGAGAAAUCUGAGGAGAAGAAACGCAAGAAGCUGCUGAGGGCCAACAUGCCUGACAAGGCCACGGAGGAAAAAGCCCUUCUGGCCAAGAAGCUGGCAGCGGAGAGGGCUAAGAUAGAGGGCAUCCCGACCACUGCUAAGUUGAAGGUGGAUGAGUUUGAAUCCAAUGUGAACGAGAUCAAGGACCCCUUCCCACCGGCUGACUUCCCGGGCGAUGAUGAGGAGGAGGAGCCUGAAAUUCCUGACACACCGAGGCCCAGACCAAUGGCAGACCUGCAGCUGAAGGAGGAGGUGGUGCCCAUUCCUGAGGCCAGCUCCUUUUACAUCUUCAGCUCUCAGAACAAGUUCCGUAAGGUGUGCCACCGCAUCAUCAACGCCACAGCCUUCACCAACAUCAUCCUCCUCUUCAUCCUCCUCAGCAGCAUCUCCCUGGCUGCUGAGGACCCCAUCGACCCCAUGUCCUUCAGGAACCAGGUACUGGCCUCUGCAGAUGUCGUCUUCACCUCAGUGUUCACUGUGGAGGUCGUCCUCAAGAUGACAGUAUACGGGGCCAUCAUGCAUCCUGGCUCCUUCUGCCGGAACUCCUUUAAUAUCCUGGAUCUGAUAGUGGUCAGCGUAUCCCUCCUCUCCAUGCUCAUGGAGUCCAGUGCUAUUUCUGUAGUGAAGAUCCUCAGGGUUUUGAGGGUGCUGAGGCCCCUAAGGGCCAUCAACAGGGCCAAGGGCCUCAAGCAUGUGGUCCAGUGUGUCUUUGUGGCAGUCAAAACCAUCGGCAACAUCGUGCUGGUCACUAUGCUGCUGGACUUCAUGUUCGCCUGCAUUGGAGUCCAGCUCUUCAAGGGCAAAUUCUACUCCUGCACAGAUCCUGAUAAAAUGACAGAGGAAGAGUGCAAGGGUAACUACAUCAGGUAUGAGGAAGGCGCCCUACAUCCGAUGACGGUCCACCAGAGGGUGUGGACCAACGCAGAGCUCAACUUCGACAACAUCCUGGAGGGCAUGCUGGCUCUGUUCACCGUGUCCACGUUUGAGGGGUGGCCGAAGCUCCUCUACAAGGCCAUAGACUCCAACAUGGAGGACGUGGGCCCCAUCUACAACAACCGCAUCGCCAUCUCCAUCUUCUUCAUCAUCUACAUCAUCCUCAUCGCCUUCUUCAUGAUGAACAUCUUUGUCGGCUUUGUCAUUGUCACCUUCCAGGAGCAAGGAGAGCAAGAGUACAAGAACUGUGAGCUGGACAAGAACCAGCGUCAGUGUGUCCAGUACGCUCUGAAAGCCCGGCCGCUGCGCUGCUACAUUCCCAAGAACAAGUAUCAGUACAACGUGUGGUACAUCGUCACCUCCUGCUACUUUGAGUACCUCAUGUUCCUCCUCAUCAUGCUCAACACCAUGUGUCUGGGGAUGCAGCACUGUAACCAGUCAACUCAUGUGACGGACCUGUCCGACAUGCUGAACGUGAUCUUCACGGUGCUCUUCACUGUGGAGAUGGUCCUCAAACUCAUGGCCUUCAAAGCUAAGGGUUACUUUGGAGACCCAUGGAACGUCUUUGACUUUGUCAUCGUCAUCGGCAGCGUAGUUGACGUCAUCCUGAGUGAGGUUGAUGCGGCCCUCGAAUCUUCCGGAGGACUUUACUGUCUCCACGGCUGCGCUGAGGUGAACCCAAUGCAAGCCAUCGCGGACUCUGAAAACGCCCGCGUGUCCAUCACCUUCUUCCGACUUUUCCGUGUGAUGCGUCUGGUGAAACUUCUGAACCGUUCUGAGGGGAUCCGGAAUCUUUUGUGGACCUUCAUCAAGUCUUUCCAGGCUCUGCCCUACGUCGCCCUGCUCAUCCUCAUGCUGUUCUUCAUCUACGCUGUUGUCGGGAUGCAGAUAUUUGGUAAGAUAGCGUUGAUAGAUGGGACACACAUCAACAGGAACAACAACUUCCAGACCUUCCCCCACGCUGUGCUGCUGCUCUUCAGGUGUGCGACAGGUGAGGCGUGGCAGGAAGUCAUGUUAGCGUGUCUGUAUGGGAAGAGGUGUGACCCUAAAUCAGACUACCUGCCUGGAGAGGAGUACACCUGUGGAGCCAGCUUCGCCAUCAUCUACUUCAUGAGUUUCUACAUGCUCUGCGCUUUCCUGAUCAUCAACUUGUUUGUUGCGGUCAUCAUGGACAACUUUGAUUACCUGACCCGUGAUUGGUCCAUCCUCGGCCCCCAUCACCUGGAUGAGUUCAAGAAGAUCUGGGCUGAGUACGACCCAGAGGCCACGGGGCGUAUUAAGCACCUGGAUGUGGUGACUCUGCUACGUAGGAUUCAGCCUCCUCUGGGCUUUGGAAAGUUCUGCCCCCACAGAGUGGCCUGCAAGAGACUGGUGUCAAUGAACAUGCCCCUCAACAGUGAUGGAACAGUCACAUUCAAUGCUACGCUGUUUGCUCUUGUCAGGACUGCACUGAAGAUCAAGACUGAAGGAAACUUUGAGCAGGCCAAUGAGGAACUGAGGGCCAUCAUUAAAAAGAUCUGGAAAAGAACCAGUAUGAAGCUGCUGGACCAGGUUAUCCCACCAAUCGGAGAUGAUGAGGUGACAGUGGGGAAGUUCUACGCCACCUUCCUGAUCCAGGACUACUUCAGGAAGUUGAAGAAGAGACAGGAAGAGUACUAUGGCUACCGCCCCACCAAGAAAAACGCCACGAAUGAGAUACAGGCCGGCCUGAGGAGCAUCGAGGAGGAGGCCACACAGGAGCUGCAUAGAGCCAUCUCAGGAGACCUGAUGAAUGAGGAGGAUAUGGACAGAGCCAUGGAGGAUGCAGCGGAGGAGGCCAUUUUCAGGCGAGCAGGUGGUCUGUUUGGGAACCAUAUCGAUUCCUUCGCCAUGGAGGAAGGAGUCCAUAACCAUAACGCCACACAGGUGACUAGCCAGCGGCCCCUACAGAUGAGCCGGUAUGAUGAGGAGGAGAUGACCAGCUCACCUGCCUACCAUGCCAACGAGGACUUCUUCCCCACAAUGCCCAAUAAAACCAACAACAACAAUGUCAACAACAACGCUGGAGACAGUUUUCCUUAUGAGACAGAUGACAGGGUCCAGGUCUACACCAUCUCAACCAGCCGAAGUCCCAGAGACACAGCAGACUGGGACCUCCAGACAGUAGCGGGACCCAGCCAGGACAGACGGACCCCCAGCCCCCAGCAAUCACAGGGCCCAGACAGUGCCUUCAACAAACUCAUACAGGAGGUCUUGAUAAACGGGGGGCUGGAGAGCUUGGCCAGGGACCCUCGCUUUGUGUCGGUGACCAAACAGGAAAUGGCUGAAGCUUUCAACGUUGACCCAGUGGAGAUGGAGAGUUCUGCCACUGAGAUUAUGAACGGUCGCAGAGAGAGGGUGGCCACACCUCCUGUCAGGCCCCCCCGCAGAUCACAGAGAAAUGCCACCCAAUCAGCCACACCCAGUGAUCUUGUGUAGACCAAUAGGCUUGUCCUACAGCGCACCAAAGCAUGCCAGGGUGACAUCUUGUUCUGAGGCAUUAAAUGCCACUUUCUGCCAAUAGGACAGUCCUGACUGAGUGCUUUCAUAACAAGCGAUAUCAUCUGAUUGGUUAAGCAGGCAUCAUUACACCUGAAACUACACAGUGAUGUUACUCCGACUGAAUGAUUUCUCUCUUGGCUGGUUUAAAUUGAACACUCUUUCUGGGAGAGAGUACACAAUGUGUGAACAUUUCUUUACCAUGUGUAUUGGGUUCACAGUGUAGGCUACUGUUAGAGGACUUGUGUUGUGUUAAGACGCACAUCACUUUGUCUUAACUCAAGGAGGUUUUGCUGGCAUAAAAUGUUGGCCCUGUUUGAGUGUCAUUCCCUUACACCUUUAAAGUAAUCACUGAGUCAUUGAAAGUUGGGAGGUUACUUGUUGUGCCAGUGUUUAGCUCAGUAAGGAAGGGGAAGGCUGUAUUUGGUAAAUAUUCUUGCAGGGUUGGACAUUAUGUUUUGGGGGGAAUUUAUUUCUGUUAUUAAUGACGGGGCAAGACCUAGCUGGGGCCGGGAUGUUUAUGUGCUGGUUCAUGUCUACGGUAUCCAUAUUGGAACACUUUGUCUGCUGUAUGGUCAAGGUCAAAGUGUGUUGAAGAUACACAUCAGCGUGUGUUCACAAUGCUUGAAAUGUUUUUGCUUUAAUAAUCCUAUUUACCCAAUCUGGCAUCUCCAGCGUGGAACAGAUGGGCCGAUAGAACCCGUCAUUGCUGUGUACGGUAGUCAAGGGCUGGCAACGCUAGCGUGGAAAACUGAAGUGAAGAUAAGAUUAUGCGGUUAAAGAUGAGGAGUAAUAUGAAGGGCAGUGGUUGUGGUGUAUUUGUAAUUAGAAAGCAAUGUGUAUGGGUCAGAUAACGAGAGUGGUUGUGGUGUGUUAUGAACUGGGCAGUCUGGCUACCGGAUGCUGAUUGAUGAGUGUGUACAUUUUCAUACUUUUUUUGUUCUGGCCCCCAGUGAGAAUAGAACCCAGAACCUUUGGACUGUAAGCGCCAUGCUCUAACAACUAAACAAUAUGGUACCAGGGCUUGGAUGGGAUAGGUGCCAAAAAUGCUAAUAUUUUAGCAUUUAAAACUGGGAAAUAAAUGCCUAAAAUGGAUUUGCCCCCAUACCUUGUCCCAUAGUAGUCUAGACUGUUUGUUGUCAAUUUGGGACCCAGGGGUCUGCAUACAAACUGAAGGGUCUUUUGUUACCAGUUAUAACAGAUUAUGCAUUGACACAGUGGAUAUUGGUAUUCACAGAAAUAAAUUAUGUUAAAAUAAAUUUGUUGUAAUUUAAGCUUUAACACUUUUACCUUUUUCUAAUAGCAAAAUGUGAAGAAUUGUAAGAAAUUUGCAAAAUUUUCUGUCCUGCUGAAAGUUGUUCAUUUAACAUGUUCCUUCCCUAGUCUUUAUUCAACUAUGUACUGCCGAAGUUGGUUUCUGAUUAUGAGAGAGUGAAUUUGGAUAAAUGGGAAACCCAGCGCAAGAUGUUUGACAACCACUGGUCUUGACUGCUUGCGGGGUCAAGAUAAUAAUUUUGAAUUUUGUAAUUUGGGUUUACUCUUCCUUGAAUUUAUCCAUGUCCAAUAGAUGGUUUUGUUGUCUGUUAUUCAUUUUUCAAAAUUAUUUAUUUUCCUUUUGAGGUAAGCCUACUUCAUUGAAAUCUACAGCCUUGUGAAAAUAUAUUUUUAGGAUAAAUUACAAAGAAUAUUUGUUACUGUUUCAGUCUAAAAGUUGUCAAGAUGUAAUCUGAGAGGAAAUUAUAUCUAUUAAAUUGUCUUUUUAAUGAUUCAUUUGUAAUUUGAUUAAAUGAGAACAAAAUAAAAUAGCUGUUAUUAAGGCUGAAUAAAAACAUUUGUAUCUCAAAUAGUUAUAAAUGAAACAAUCUGAACCUUUUAAAACAGAAGUGUUAUUAUUCAUCAAUAAUCAUGUUUUAUUAUUAUGUGAAGGAAUGGUGGUGUACCCAACAACAGAAUGGUGUGGUCAUUAAAAAUAUUAUUGCAAGAAAACCA
Messenger RNA from Esox lucius (northern pike), 7815 nucleotides. RefSeq names its product calcium channel, voltage-dependent, L type, alpha 1S subunit, a (gene cacna1sa). Lineage: Eukaryota; Metazoa; Chordata; Actinopteri; Esociformes; Esocidae. Gene Ontology annotation, cellular component: voltage-gated calcium channel complex; membrane. The record is from RefSeq and is a predicted model, not a curated record. Gene Ontology annotation, biological process: calcium ion import across plasma membrane. The coding region runs from base 277 to 5766 and encodes 1829 amino acids. The transcript is spliced from 42 exons. Gene Ontology annotation, molecular function: calcium ion binding; high voltage-gated calcium channel activity.